This is a messenger RNA of Oncorhynchus tshawytscha (Chinook salmon), 2172 nucleotides long. RefSeq lists its product as uncharacterized. Lineage: Eukaryota; Metazoa; Chordata; Actinopteri; Salmoniformes; Salmonidae. The record is from RefSeq and is a predicted model, not a curated record. The coding region runs from base 5 to 2077 and encodes 690 amino acids. The transcript is spliced from 8 exons.
GAAAAUGCUCAAGAGGCAAUUCCGUACACUGAAAGCCCAGGGAAGACUCCCGCUAGACCUCCCUCUGAGACCAAUGAAGGCCUGGCUCCUGGCAGGGAAAAGAGUCUUCUUGGAGCGUGAGACAGAGACAUGGAAGAGAUGGAGGAAAGUCUGUGUAGCUGAAUUGACUUGGGAUGCAAAGAGGGGCCUGGAAUUACAGGAGACAGAGAGAGUUCUCCUGGUCAGUUGCCAGAGAGUUCAGGAUGAAUUAAGGAUGUCUGAUUUCACCGUGGACACGGCGCCCAACGAAGCCAUCCAGCUUCUGAAAGAGGAGUGUUGGAAGUUGAACUUCUUGCACCUAAAGGAUGAGACAUGCCAGGCCACUGAGCUCCCUGAGCUGUAUGGGCAUUCUGAGACCUCUUCAAAGGAAACUCUAAUUGAAGAGAAAAGUCCAAAGACCAAGUGCCCGUCCAGCGUCGCUGGGGCUGCUGACAUUGACAACACCAAUGAGGAGGAUUCAGAGGAGUCUCCGGAUAACAAUGUGGUGGACUUUCAGGAUGAGCCGCUGGCCCUGGUCAGUGUGGAGAAAGACGCUGCUGGAGAUGGAAAGGUCCUCAGCAAGGUGGUGAAGCCCAAAGGAUGUCUGAAGGAGAGCUGCAAAGAUCAGCUAACCCCAACAAUCUAUGAUAUGAUUACGGAACUACCAAAGUCCUAUUUCGGAUCCACUGAGAGCCUUCCUGAGAUGUGUAGCAGAGGUCCUGAGGUGUGCAGUGGAGUGCCUGGGGUGAGUAACAGAGGUCCAAAGGUGUGCAGUGGAGCGCCUGAGGUGCCAAAUGCAGUGGGAGAGGUGUCAAGUGACACAAAGAAGACAGAGGCAACUGGAGACCUUCUGAACACUGGAAACGGCCUGAGAAAGGUGGUGCAGCUAUCCACCGAGAGCCAUGCUGAGGUGUGCAAUGGAGAGGCUGAGCUGUGCAGUGGUCCUGAGGUGUGCAGCAGAGGUCCUGAGGUGUGCAGCGGAGGUCCUGAGGUGUGCAGCAGAGGUCCUGAGGUGUGCAGCAGAGGUCCUGAGGUGUGCAGCAGAGGUCCUGAGGUGUGCAGCAGAGGUCCUGAGGUCCAGAGCGGUGGUCCUGAGGUGUGCAAUGGAGAGGCUCCUGAGGUGUGCAGCGGAGGUCCUGAGGUGUGCAGCAGAGGUCCUGAGGUGUGCAGCAGAGGUCCUGAGGUGUGCAGCAGAGGUCCUGAGGUGUGCAGUGGAGGUCCUGAGGUGUGCAGCGGAGGUCCUGAGGUGUCAAACGCAGUGGAAGAGGUGUCCAGUGACACAAAGACUACAGAGGCUGCUGAAGACCUUCUGGACACUGGAAAUGUCCUCAGCAAGGUGGUGAACCCCAAAGGGUGGCUGAAGCAGGACUGGGAUGAUCAGCUGAACAGAGACGUCAAUGAUAUGAUUGCAAAUCUCCCAAAGCCCUAUUUCGGAUCCAUCGAGAGCCUUCCUGAGGUGUGCAGCAGAGGUCCUGAGGUGUCAAACGAAGUGGAAGAGGUGUGCAGUGACACAAUGAAGAUAGAGGCUACAGGAAAUCUUCUGAAAACUGGAAAUGGCCUAAGCAAGGUGGUGCUCCUAUCCACUGAGAGCCGUCCUGAUGUGUGCAUUAGAGUGCCUGAGGUGUUCAGUGGAGGCCCAGAGGUAUGCAGUGAAAUGCCUGAAGUGUACAGUGGAUGUCCUGAGGUGUUCAUUGGAGUCCCUGAGGUGUCAAACCCAGUGGAAGAGGUGUCCAGUGAUACAAAGACAGAGGCUGCUGAAGAACUUCGGGACACUGAAAAUGACCUCAGCAAGGUGGUGAAAUCCAAAGGGUGGCUGAAGGAGGGCUGGGAAGAUCAGCUGACCAAAGACUUCAAUGAUAUGAUUGCAAGACUCCCAAAGUCCUAUUUUGGAUCCAACGAGAGCCUUCCUGAGGUGUGCAGCGGAGUGCCCGAGGUGUCGAACGCAGUGGAAGUGGUGCGCAGUGACACAAAGAAGCAGAAGAAAAAUGGUGUUCUACGAUGUUUCCGACGUGUGUGGAAGUUCUUCACAUGCACCAGCAGCCUCCCCAAAGAGGAGUGACUCAAGCACACACAACUCUGGGCAACACUUUCUCCUCCAUCUCCCCCUUUCCUUCCAACUGGCUCCUUUUAAUAAUACAAAUAAAGGGGAUCUGA